UGCUCUGCAGUCAUUCCGAGCGACAACAACAGGAAACACGAGGCUGCUGUCUGGAGGGCUGGCCUCACGGUAAUAACCGGAGUCAGGUAACCACCGGACAGAGCGGCUCUAUUCCUCCUCACAGGCACGGAGGGAGGCGGUGUGAGUGAGAGCGGCUUGUCGGGACGGUUUCACCUCGUGGUUCAUUUAUUUUACAUUUAAUUUUUUUUUAAACAACGUCACCACUUUCUCUACCCGAACAAACUUUACGGACCUGUAAAAAAAAAAAAGAAGAAAAAAAGAAAGAAAGAAAAAAAAAGUUCGACAAACGUCACACUACCCCGUCGUCCGGUGUCGCUCGUGCAGCUCAGCGCGGAGUCGAACUCAGGUGUUCAGCUACACGGGGAACUUUGAGCUACUUUAGCUUUGCUGCUAACGAACUACGCUGGAAGGACGAUUUCUCUCUCUCGUUUCUUCUUCUUUGCGUGUCCGACACCUCGACUCCUCGACUUCGUGUCCCUCCCUCAGGUCAUUGGACUUGACACGUAUCAAACCAAGUGGACACGUUUUGAACAGCUGCCAGGAUGGAUGAGACGGAGAAAUACAAACAGCGGCUGGAGGCCAUUGCUGAGAAGCGCCGGCUGCAGGAGGACCAGGACCGAGCCCGGAGAGACAUGGAGGACGAGAAGCUCCGACUGCAGCAGCUCAAGAGAAAGUCUCUGAGGGACCAGUGGUUGAUGGAGGGAGCUCCCUUGUCCCCAACCUCCCAGGAAGCCCAGAGACCCCGCUCCCCUCUUUGGGGCUCCCAGGCCCAGGAGAUGGAAAAGCACAUUGACAAGUUGCAGUCAGAGAGUCAACGGUUGGCAGAGGAGGAAGAUAUGCUGAAGGAACAGAUGGGAGAUGGACAAACGGAGGCAGGGAAUAAAGCGGAGGCUGAAGCAGAGAUGGUCCAAGACGCUGUCGUGCAGAACGGGGAAAACAAUGGAUUGGAUGAAGUGAAGACAAAAAGCACACCACCGGAUGAAACCGCAGCUGUCCUGACCAAUGGCGAAGCGGACACCGAUCUCGACACCCGGGCCUCCACCAACGGACCAGUGGAAGCCUGUGGGACCAGUGGCGGCAUGGAAUCGGAGCCGUGGUUGAGCUUGGGCGUUUCUGAGGCAGAGCCUGCUCAGGUUCCACAUGUCAACUUUAAUGAGGAGGAGGAGGAGGAGGAGGAGGAGGAGGAGGGGACUCUGGUGAUGAGAGCAGAGCGUGUGAUCAUCACAGAUGAAGGGGAUGAUGUACCUGAGGAGCUUACACACCUGCAGGAGACCACGCAGACAGAGGAAGCAGGCCAAGAGGAAGGGGGGGCUGCGGAGGGGGAAGCAAAAACGGAAGCAGCUCCAGGAACAUUCGCACAACCGGAGAAGAGUGAGGCCACUGAACCCACCGCAGAGGAACAGUCGGCAACUGGAGAUGGCGACUCGCAGGGUGGCGCGAAGACGAGCGAAAGCGGAGAUGGAGAGAGAAAAUCCGAAGGGCGGGACGAAGAUUUAGAAGGCCCGACCUCUGUGCAGGUGCAUCCCCAAGCCACCACCCUAGAGGGCACUGCGGUGGCUUCGGUGCCGGUCUACUCCGAGGUGCAACCCUUCACUCUCGCCCCCGAGGUCGAGGCAGAGGGUGAAGCUGCACUGUCACCAGAGGGAGCUGAGGCAGCAUUAAAAGUCCAAGGCCCUGCCGCACUGCCUGGACAGUCCCAGGAGGUGCCCCUGGCUGAUCUGCAGGAGAGGAGCCAGAGGACCGAGGCCAGGCCGGGGGAGAGGGAACCCCUUCUGUCCCAGGCAAAGGCCAACGACGCCCAAGCAAAGCCAGCAGCAGCAGCAGCCGCCAGCACAGGGACACACAGCUCGGCCAGGGCCGGCCAGGGAGGGGAGGCUAAGGCCCCCGAACACAAAAUCUGCCAGUGCUGCUCCUUCAUGUAGACGCCCUCGCUGUACAUUCACCGCCUCUCUCCCUCCUCAGUCUCUCUGUUCUUCAAUUCAACACACACUCCUCCCCUCGCCUCUUUGUUUCACCCCUUCUAAUUAGUCCACAAGAUAAUUGUCUCUCCUCCCCCUACUCUCUGUGAGCCCCCCUCAACGUGAAGACAGGUGGGUGGGAUGGACUGGACCUGUCAGUGUUUAAGUGCCUUGAAGAGCUCUCUACCCGGAACUACUCUUUUUAAAUUCUCUUCUCACACAAUGUGGACCAAAAUAUGAGGUUUCUUUUUUGAAAUUUGUAUUUAAUUUAGUUGGUUAGCAGAUGAGCCAGCCAAUCUACAUAGGAUCAUAAAACACACAUCGUAGCUGCAGUUGAGCGGAAAUAACAAACUGUAUUAUUUUAUACUGUUGUAUCUACAUGUAACAUUCAUUAGGUCAUUUUCAUAAUCUAAAUAUGAGAUUUGACAUCCAAAGAUCUGUAGAGUUUCAGAGAGGACAUUCUUCUUAUUUAAUGACUUUAGAGCUGAAAUAUUUUAUGGAUUUUGGUCUUUUAUUAGAGAUACUUUUAAUCCAAGUAUAGGGCCCGAACAUUUUUGUUCACUGUAUUACAGGUUUUGACAAUACAUAGACUAAUAGUAUGAAAUGGUGUAAUUUAUAAACAACAGCGUGCGCCACUGAAUAUUUUGUGGGACGUUGCCAGUUUUAAAAGAGAUUAUUUUAAGAUACCUGAAUGUAUGAAUUUUGUAUUUUUAUCAGAUGUGCUUUUGAAAGAGGGGCUGGAUGUAUACACCGCAUGACAGAAACACGGGGCAUCGAGUGUCUGAGAUGUCAGCCAUGAAAUGAUUGAUGAAUGAUUUAAUGAUUAAAUUGACAUUUGUGAU
Messenger RNA from Cyclopterus lumpus (lumpfish), 2821 nucleotides. RefSeq names its product paralemmin 3 (gene palm3). Gene Ontology annotation, biological process: regulation of cell shape. The coding region runs from base 564 to 1943 and encodes 459 amino acids. The record is from RefSeq and is a predicted model, not a curated record. NCBI's taxonomy places the organism in Eukaryota, Metazoa, Chordata, Actinopteri, Perciformes, Cyclopteridae. Gene Ontology annotation, cellular component: membrane. The transcript is spliced from 8 exons.